AUGGAACUUGGAAGGAGGAAUACCAAGAAAUACACUUUCAAAUGUCCUGACUUAACAGAGUUGAAGAAGCUUGGUUCUAUGGUAGUUAGUCCAGAGGAUUUCAGAGCUCAGUAUGGAAGACUUAUGGGUAUCUUGAAGACCAAGGUUGAAGAUGGAGUUCUUAACACACUGGUACAGUUUUAUGAUCCACUAUACCAUUGCUUCACAUUUCCACACUACCAGCUUAUGCCUACUCUAGAAGAAUACUCUUAUUGGUUUGGCUUGCCAGUCUCUGACAAAUUACCAUUCAGUGGUUCAGAGAAGACCCCUACAUCAACAGCUAUUGCAGAAGCACUUCACCUAGAAACGUCUGUUGUGAAGGACAACUUCACUAAAAAAGGAGGGAUUCUAGGUCUAACCUCUAGAUUCCUGUUGGAGAAAGCCUUUAUCUUUGCAGAAGCAAAUAGUAGAGAUGCCUUUGAAGCCAUUUUUUCUCUACUCAUUUAUGGAAUUGUACUCUUCCCAAACAUUGAUGACUUUGUGGAUGUUAAUGCUGUACGAAUCUUCUUAAUUGGUAACCCAAUACCCACAUUACUUGGAGAUACCUACCAUUCUAUCCAUCACAGGACUAAGAAAGGUGGUGGAACCAUUCUUUGUUGUGUGCCUCUCCUAUAUAAGUGGUUUAUUUCUCACUUUCCCAGAUCCAGGCUCUUCAGGGAGAAUCCACAGAAGCUCAGAUGGUCUCAGAGGUUCAUGUCCAUUGAUCAAGGGAGUAUACAUUGGUAUAACCCCUCCUAUGAUAUUGGAGUAAUUAUUGACAGCUAUGGUUUCUUUUACCUCAAUGACAAAGAGAGUUCCGGUUUGAAGGAUAAAAUCAUACAUUCUUGGUGCAACAUUCACAGAAAAGGAAAAGACCGAUUAGGAAGAAAGAAUUGUGUUGCUUUUGAGCCCUACACCCAAUGGGUUUGUGCUAGAGCCAGUGAACUUAAGAUGCCAUAUGCUCUUGAGAAGCCCUCAUUCCCUUACGUUAUAACAUCAUCAUCCACCAUUCCUAUUUGGAAUAGGGAAGAGUUUGAAUAA
This is a messenger RNA of Lathyrus oleraceus (garden pea), 1059 nucleotides long. RefSeq lists its product as uncharacterized. The record is from RefSeq and is a predicted model, not a curated record. The transcript is spliced from 2 exons. The coding region runs from base 1 to 1059 and encodes 352 amino acids. Lineage: Eukaryota; Viridiplantae; Streptophyta; Magnoliopsida; Fabales; Fabaceae.